Fusarium falciforme is the source of this 1707-nucleotide messenger RNA. Its product is annotated as HET domain-containing protein. The coding region runs from base 1 to 1707 and encodes 568 amino acids. NCBI's taxonomy places the organism in Eukaryota, Fungi, Ascomycota, Sordariomycetes, Hypocreales, Nectriaceae. The record is from RefSeq and is a predicted model, not a curated record. The transcript has 2 exons.
AUGGUCGAAUCGAAGCCCCAUCCGUGGUUUGAUCAGGAGCUCAAGCUUAACCUGACUCCGUGCGACUCAUGCGGCGUUUCAUGCGACCUGCUCGAGAAGCCCGCUCCGACAGGAGAGUACGUCCCAGGCGGAGAUUUUGAAAUAAAAUCGCGCACCGACAACGUCGUUCUCAAGCAUGAGGAUAUCUGCGAGUCUUGCCUGGUACUAGCCAAGACAGCUAUCAUACUAAGACCGUCUCUCUACAAGCAGGGCUUUUCCGACCCCAAGCCCUUGCUUGCAGAUUUUACGAGUGGACCACUUGAGAAGCACCCUCCUCGAACGUUGCAAGGAAACAUUGGAUCCAUGAAGACAGAGAUUCCAUGGAAGGCCCUCUCUUCUCUUUUCAAAGAUGCCAUUUGGCUCUGCAGACAGCUUGGCAUCAAGUAUACAUGGAUCGAUUCUCUCUGCAUUGUCCAGGACGAUGACACCGAUUGGGAGGUUGAAGCAGCCAAGAUGGCGCAAUAUUACUCUGAAGCAAGGAUUACCAUCGCCGUCGACUCCUCUCCUGAUGGUACGACUCCGUUUCUUUCUCAAAGGGCUGAGCGAUGGCAACCUCAAACAUCCUCAUCUGCCCCGUGCUUGAUCGUGCGAGAACACUAUGACAGGACGAUGGAGACAUACCUACCGGGGACGAUAAAACUACCGUCUUACUUCCCCGAGGCGCGCCACUGCCUCCCGACCCGAGCUUGGGCAAUGCAAGAGUCCUUCUUGUCGACUCGAGUUGUUCAGUUCACCCCCUCCGACAUCACAUGGGAGUGCGACGGAAUGGCCGUCUCCGAGGAUGGGUUCGAGAGCCACGAGCCAUCAAGGCCAUCCUUUACUGCUUGGAUCAAUAUCAAUGCAUAUUAUCAGAGAAUGGCGAUUUGGAAGUUAUGGACGAGAGUGGUUGAAGACUUCACAGGUCGCGAUAUCACCUAUGCGACCGAUCGACUCCCGGCACUGAGUGGCAUGGCUUCUCGUUUUCAGAGUAUUAUAUUUGGCCGAUACUUGGCUGGAAUAUGGGAGAGCUAUCUCAUAGAAGGUCUUUCUUGGAUAAGACUACCGCAGGGCGAGCGCGACAUUCGAGCGCCAGGUAACAAGCUCGCUCCAACGUGGUCGUGGGUAUCGAUGAGCGAGAGAGCUCGUGUGAUGUUUCAUUUUGACCUUGGCAUACCCAAGUUACCUUCUAAAUUUCGCCCAGAGGUUCUAGAAGUCCACUGCGAAACUUCAAAGAGCGCACCAUUCGGUCGGGUCAAGGGUGGGCACAUGUCUAUCAAGGCGCCGUUGUUCAAGGCCACCCUAACCUAUGGCGAUCGCUCAAGCCCUGAGCGAUUGAAAUACAUGGUUUCAAUUAUGGGAAGUGAUGAUGGCGAAGAACCGUACACCUCUCACGAUCUCGUUGUGGAUUAUUCGCUAUCAAUUAAAGAUGGUAAUGCUCUCAGAGCGCCUGAUGAGGACGUCCCUGAGUACAUGACAGACCCGGCUUCUUUCACGGCAACGGCUUGGAUCAUGUGGCUGGGAAACGGGGCUCUGGUUCUAGGACAGGAUCUUGAUUCCAAGGCAUUUCAGAGACUCGGAUACCUGGCCACCUCCCACCCGAGUUCUCGGGUACGGAGCUCACCUAUUGAUGAUCCUCAGCGUUGGACAAACUCACUCAAGGAGGCAGUGAUACAGCUUCAACUCGUGUAA